CACUACGUUUGAUAUUUGAACGCAAUUAAAGUAAUUGAGUUGAAAGAUGAGGAUCGUUCUUGCUGUUGUUGUUUUAGCUAUAACUCUGAUUUCGGCUGAGGCCUGGAGCGAGUUGAAACUGAAGUUGUCAAACAAUGCCCAGAAUUGCAAAGAAUCGAGUCAAGUCGAUCCGGAUUUGAUUACAAAAGCGCAGAAAGGUGAAUUCGUCGAGGAUCCGAAAUACAUGAAUUACACCUUCUGCUUGACCAAAGCUAUGAACAUCUUAGAUGCCGAAGGGAAUUUCAAGGAGAAGAAUUUGCUGACCAAUCUGCUGGAUAAUGUUCACUCGAUGCUGAAGAGUUGCGAAGCUGAGAGCGAAAAGGAGACGGGAAAUGGAAAGAGAUCUUUCAUCUAUUUGAGAUGUUUGCAGGAUAGUUUUCUAAACGACGUCAAUAUGUCAAAGAACGCUUUUGAUUAAUUAAUGUACUUUAUUUAGUAAAUAAAUGAAUAUUGUCUACAAUUUAA
Messenger RNA from Nicrophorus vespilloides, 504 nucleotides. RefSeq lists its product as uncharacterized. Bases 47 to 457 code for a protein of 136 amino acids. Gene Ontology annotation, molecular function: odorant binding. NCBI's taxonomy places the organism in Eukaryota, Metazoa, Arthropoda, Insecta, Coleoptera, Silphidae. The record is from RefSeq and is a predicted model, not a curated record. The transcript has 2 exons.